This is a messenger RNA of Giardia duodenalis, 294 nucleotides long. RefSeq names its product CCAAT-binding transcription factor subunit A. Gene Ontology annotation, molecular function: DNA-binding transcription activator activity, RNA polymerase II-specific; protein heterodimerization activity; RNA polymerase II cis-regulatory region sequence-specific DNA binding. Lineage: Eukaryota; Fornicata; Diplomonadida; Hexamitidae. The record is from RefSeq and is a predicted model, not a curated record. The transcript has a single exon. Bases 1 to 294 code for a protein of 97 amino acids. Gene Ontology annotation, biological process: regulation of transcription by RNA polymerase II. Gene Ontology annotation, cellular component: CCAAT-binding factor complex.
AUGACCGAUGAGAGGACUACGGAUCCCUUUCUCCCCAUAGCAAACAUUGGGAGCAUAAUGAAGGAGUGUCUUCCAGCCAACACGAAGUUGACUCGCGGCGCCAAAGAGCUUGUUCAAGAAGCUGUGACAGAGCUCAUCUGCUUCGUCGCACUGCAGGCACAGACUUACGCUGUGUCCCAUAGAAGAAAGACAGUCAAUGGAAACGAUAUCAUAACUGCUCUUCACGACCUCGGCUUUGUAAGAUUUCAUGCAAUCUUACACAAAUAUUAUUCAUCUAUGCUGCGAAAGAAUUGA